Molecule: messenger RNA, 216 nt
Organism: Acanthamoeba castellanii str. Neff
Lineage: Eukaryota; Discosea; Longamoebia; Acanthamoebidae
Exons: 2
Coding region: 1-216 (71 amino acids)
Source: RefSeq, a predicted model, not a curated record
AUGGUGGAUGAGCGUGAGGACCUGCAUGUGCGGCCUCUGGGCCGGUCUCCUUUGUCUCGUACGCUGUGGGUCGGUGCUGAGCCCAACGCAAAGCGCACGUUUCAGGGGGUCGUCUUCCUGGUGGCGGCGCCCAAAAAAAAGCAAAUAAGAACAAAAACCAAAACAAACAAAAAAAAAGAACAAAAAACAGAAAGAAUUAAAAAACAAACAGAAUAA